GGCCCCAGAACCUAGCCACAACUACAUUUCAUCAUACUUUCUCAGUGUAUAUAAACUACACGGAUACAGAACAUUUCACAGUCGAGAGAAAAUUAUCAAGAUGGCAGACAACAUUUCAUACAAGGGAUAUCUGAAGAUGGAGCAGGACGGAGAGGAGGAGGUGAGAAGGUUCAUGAUCUGCAAGGACAUGACCAACAACUUUAACAACUUGAAGGAGAAGCUGGUUGUUGUUUUCCCUCAACUCAACGGCAAGAAUAUCAACAUCACCUGGACUGAUGCUGAUGGAGAUAAUGUUACUAUUGCUAGUGAUGAAGAGCUUAUGAUUGCUAUGUCUGAGAUGACAGGACCAGUUUACAAGAUCAGUAUUCAAGUUAAAGGGGAGAAGAAAGUCGAAGAGGAGAAGAAUUCUACUGGUGAAAUCCACCCUGGAGUUAGCUGUGAUGGUUGUGAUGGACCUGUGGUUGGAGCUAGAUACAAGUGCAUGGUGUGUCCUGACUAUGAUCUUUGUGAAAAAUGUGAGGGCAAAGGUCAGCACAAGGAACAUAACAUGAUGCGCCUCUCUUCUCCUCAGGGACAAUGGCCCCGUCACUUCUUCAAGCGCCUCCAUAAGCUUCAAGAAAGGAUGGAUCAGAAGAUGAAGGAUAAGCACGAAGGUAGGAAUGAGGAAGAUGAGAAUGAAGUCAAGUUUUCUGGACCUUGGGGCAGAGGAUGCAUGAGGGGACGUGGAGGAAUGGGAGGAAUGAGAGGAAUGAGGGGCAUGAGAGGUUCCCCAAAUAUGAUGACACCUCCUAAUCUUUUCAAUAGCUUCAUACAAGGAUGGAUGGGGCAAGAACAGUGUGGAACUCCUACACAUGCUGCAGCUCACUCUGCUCAUGAAGCUGCUCACAAGGCAGCUGCUGAAGCUGCGCAUAAAGCAGCUACUGAAGCUGCUAAUGCUGCUACUGCAGCUGGAGGUGCUGCUGCUGUAGAUAGCAAUGCAGCUCAUACAGCUUACUUAUUAAACAUGGGGAAUUUGAUUGCUGCUGCCCUGGAUCCCUUUGAUAUAAGUGUUGAUGUUUCUGUUGAGACACCUGAGGGAGUACGUACCACUAGCUCCACAACUUCUUCAAGCUCCACUGCUUCAACUACUCCAGCAGAACAAAAAACUGAAUCCAAAGAAUCUACUCCUGAAGUUGAUGCUAAAGUAAUUCCUAUCCAGAAGGAAGCAGAAGCUGAAAAACCCAAAUCCGGGUCUGCUACUCCUGAUCAAGAUGUAGAUGAGGCUUGGGCAGUAGUUGAUGCUGUACCAGAGAACAACGAGAAAAUCUACCCUAAACUACCAGAGGCAGAACCUACCCCUGCUAAAGAAGAUGCAGCUCCUGAGACUGCUGUACCUGCUCCUUCAGCUCCUGAGGCUGCUCAGCAUGCUGAUCCCAAGAUCAAGGUUGCUCUGCAGGCAAUGAUGAACAUGGGGUUCAGCAACGAGGGAGGAUGGUUAGCUAGCCUCCUGGAGGCCAAGAACGGAGAUAUUGGAAAAGUCCUUGAUCUUCUUCAACCUGUUAAGAAGGUAGAGUUGCAAAGCUGCUGUCAGACGGGAAUUUAGAGUGUAGUUUAUAAACUGGAUCCAGCUUAGAAAUUCUUAUUUAAUCUGCAUUUAAAACCAAAAAAAAACUCAAAAAAAAAAUCAUAUUUAACCAUAUAUCACUUUAAAUAAAUGUUGUGCUAGCAA
Eurytemora carolleeae is the source of this 1708-nucleotide messenger RNA. RefSeq names its product sequestosome-1. Gene Ontology annotation, molecular function: K63-linked polyubiquitin modification-dependent protein binding; zinc ion binding; protein kinase C binding. Gene Ontology annotation, cellular component: aggresome; amphisome. The transcript has a single exon. The record is from RefSeq and is a predicted model, not a curated record. Bases 101 to 1582 code for a protein of 493 amino acids. Gene Ontology annotation, biological process: mitophagy; aggrephagy; endosome organization. Lineage: Eukaryota; Metazoa; Arthropoda; Copepoda; Calanoida; Temoridae.